This is a messenger RNA of Raphanus sativus (radish), 1101 nucleotides long. Its product is annotated as transcription factor MYB63-like. The transcript has 3 exons. Bases 35 to 874 code for a protein of 279 amino acids. The record is from RefSeq and is a predicted model, not a curated record. Lineage: Eukaryota; Viridiplantae; Streptophyta; Magnoliopsida; Brassicales; Brassicaceae.
AGAGAGAGAGAGAGAGAGAGAGAGAGAGGAGGGAAUGAGGAAGGGAAGAGCACCUUGUUGUGACAAGACCAAAGUGAAGAGAGGUCCAUGGAGCCCAGAAGAAGACUUGAAACUCAUCUCUUUCAUUCAAAAGUUUGGUCAUGAGAACUGGAGAUCUCUCCCUAAACAAUCUGGUCUACUAAGAUGUGGAAAGAGUUGUCGUCUAAGGUGGAUCAACUACCUUAGACCAGAUGUGAAGCGAGGCAACUUCACUGCAGAGGAGGAGGAAACAAUCAUCAAGCUUCACCAAAACUAUGGAAACAAGUGGUCGAAAAUAGCUUCUCAACUUCCAGGAAGAACAGAUAACGAGAUCAAGAAUGUGUGGCAUACCCAUCUAAAGAAAAGACUUGUUCAGAGCUCAGCAACCACACCAUGUUCAAGUGAUUCUGUUUCUUGUGGGAAAGAAGAUAAGUCUCACGCAGAAGGUUGUUUGAACACAAAGACCUCUCAAGACUCUACUACUUCAGUGUCUUCUGGUGGUUCCAACAAUUUAAACCAGGAAGCUGAUCCAAAGAUAGGCCUCUUGUUUGGAUACAGCGAGUUUAAGGACAUUAUUCAAGAGGUAGACAAACCACAUCUACUAGAGAUCCCUUUUGACUCAGAUCCUGACAUAUGGAGUUUCUUAGAUACUUCAACAAACUCACUUCAACAAUCUGGUGCAAAUGAGUUCAGAGCAGAAGAAGAGUCUGAUGAAGAAGAAGUCAAGAAGUGGUUCAAGCACCUGGAAAGCGAACUAGAGUUAGGAGAAGCUGAUAAUCAACAGGGUAAACAUGGAACACCAGACGAAGCAUCAUCAUCAUCAUCAUCACUUUUGAAGACCUUCAUGAUACAUUAACAAAUCCAAAUUAUGAUUUUACUACAUGGUUUAAGGCGUAUUCUUAAGUUAUUAUUCUGGAUAUCAGUACUUGAAGAAAGUUAGAUAAUAUAGAAAAUGUAUCUUAUAGUUGACUUCUUGGCAUUUUCAAGUGUGUAGAUGAUACAGAUAUAGCUAAAUGAUCAAACUAUAUACUAUACUAACGCUCUAAGACUAAAUCAUAUUCAAGAUGAUGCUUAACAUUGAAA